AUCAGGGAAUAGUUCAUUGACAAAAAUUGGAUAGUGAGAACAUCAUGUGACGUUUUUUUUGUUUUAAACACACGAUAAAAAAUGAGUCACAAACAGUUUGAGAAGAGUGGACUUGAGAUAAUAGACAUUUUUCCAAUUUGUAGGCUGAGGAUAUAAUCAUUCAGGACUCUUGUGUUCACUUCAACGAAGUUUCUCUUAUUUUUUUAUGCAUAAAGCGAUUCUCUCUCUCUCUCUCGGUUUGUUUAGAGGAGCAGUAAUGAGCAAUGGAGAUUCAAGCAUCGUCUCAACUCCUAUCAGGAUUGAGCAGGGGAAGUUGAAGGCAAUGGUGGUUUGUUGGUUUCUUGGUCUGGGAUGCCUCAUUUCAUGGAAUAGCAUGUUGACAAUUGGAGACUAUUACUAUCAAAUUUUCCCCAGUUACCAUCCUGCCAGAGUACUCACUCUGGUCUACCAGCCUUUCGCCCUCGGAUCAAUAGCGAUUCUCUCUUACCACGAGGCCAACAUCGACACAAGGAAGCGAAACAUGUUUGGUUACGCCCUCUUCUGCUUCAGCACACUCGGACUUCUUUUAAUUGAUGUAGCUACGUCGGGGGGAGGAGGGAUCGGGAAUUAUAUAGGAGUCUGUGCUUUUGUUGCUGCGUUCGGAGUUGCAGAUGCUCAUGUUCAAGGUGGGAUGACUGGAGACCUAUCUUUCAUGUCCCCUCACUUGAUGCAGUCAUUCUUGGCUGGUCUGUCUGCUUCGGGAGCGCUAGUUGCAGGCCUGAGGCUCGUGACGAAAGCAGUUUUUGACCAAACUGAUAAUGGUCUUAGAAAGGGAGUUAUUUUGUUUCUUGCAAUCUCCAUCUUCUGUGAGUUUCUAUGUUUAUUAUUGUACGCUUUCGUGUUUGGAAAACUGCCUAUUGUGAAGCAUUUGCGCAAGAAGGCAGCAUCAGAAGGGUCGAUAACAGUUUCAGCUGAUCUUGUCGCAGUUGGGAUCAAGACUACCCAACGUGAAACUUUGUUGCUGUUUCAGGUAGAUGAUGUUGAACAUGAACGGUUGAGCAACAAGCAAUUGUUGCUCCAAAAUAGUGACUAUGCGUUGGACAUUUACCUCUUGCAUGUGCUCACACUGUCAAUUUUUCCUGGCUUCUUGUACGAGAACACGGGUAAUAGUCACGGACUAGGCGAUUGGUAUGCGCUCGUCCUUAUAGCAAUGUACAAUGUAUGGGACCUAAUAGCAAGGUACCUUCCUCUGAUAGAAUGCAUAAGGUUGGAGUCGCGGAAGGGCCUCACGGUCGCGUGCUUGUUGCGUUUCUUGCUGGUUCCUUGCUUCUAUUUCACGGCCAAGUAUGGCGAUCAAGGAUGGAUGAUAAUGUUGGUGUCGUUCUUGGGGCUGACCAACGGCUACCUAACGGUUUGUAUCCUCACGGUUGCUCCGAGAGGCUAUAAGGCACCAGAGCAGAAUGCUUUGGGGAAUUUGUUGGUUGUGUUUCUUCUUGCUGGUAUAUUUUCAGGUGUUGUUCUUGACUGGUUGUGGAUCAUUGGCAAUGAUACGUUCUAAACCACGUCUUUUUUUUUGUUCUAAAGUUGGAAUGUCUUAUUAUUGUACACUACUAUAUGAUGGUCAUAUUUCGUGUUGCAACAAGUGUAAUGGUUUACACUCGUAGUUAUUUGAAUAGAAAGAAGAUAUUUGCUCCCUUA
This is a messenger RNA of Salvia miltiorrhiza (redroot sage), 1677 nucleotides long. Its product is annotated as equilibrative nucleotide transporter 3-like. Gene Ontology annotation, molecular function: nucleoside transmembrane transporter activity. Gene Ontology annotation, biological process: nucleoside transmembrane transport. Gene Ontology annotation, cellular component: plasma membrane. The record is from RefSeq and is a predicted model, not a curated record. The transcript is spliced from 10 exons. The coding region runs from base 206 to 1537 and encodes 443 amino acids. NCBI's taxonomy places the organism in Eukaryota, Viridiplantae, Streptophyta, Magnoliopsida, Lamiales, Lamiaceae.